UUCAUCUCUGAGCUUCACUUUGAACCUCAAAAUGUUGUUCCGCAAUUUGAUACCCGCGGCCAUUGCGCUGCUCCCCGCCCUUGCCGCGGCAUCCUCCGUCAUCGACCUCGAACCCUCCAACUUCGACAAAGUCGUCCUCAAGUCUGGCAAGCCCGCCCUUGUAGAGUUCUUUGCUCCAUGGUGCGGCCACUGCAAGAACCUCGCUCCUGUUUGGGAAGAGCUCGCCACCGUCUUCCAGCACGCUGGAGACAAGGUCACCGUUGCUAAAGUCGAUGCGGACAACCACAAGUCAUUGGGCAAGCGGUUCGGUGUAUCAGGCUUUCCUACCCUCAAGUGGUUCGACGGAAAAAGCGACAAACCAACCGACUACACCGGAGGACGUGAUCUCGAGAGCUUGAGCAAAUUCAUCCAAGAGAAGACAAGCAUCAAGCCCAAGGUCAAGGGCAAGCUCCCUAGCCAGGUCGUAUACCUCGAUGACAAGACCUUCAAGGAGAAGGUUGGAAAGGACCAAAAUGUGCUUGUUGCUUUCACCGCUCCGUGGUGCGGACACUGCAAGACCCUCGCCCCCGUCUGGGAAACCCUCGCCAACGACUUCGUCAACGAGCCCAGCGUUCUGAUUGCCAAGGUUGAUGCUGAAGCUGAGAACGCAAAGGCUCUUGCUACUGAGCAGGGCGUGUCUUCUUACCCCACAAUCAAGUACUUCCCCAAGGGAUCCACCGAGCCCCUCCCAUAUGAGGGCGCCCGCGACGAGAAGGCCUUUAUCGAUUUCCUCAACACAAACGCUGGUACACACCGUGCCGUUGGCGGCAGUCUCGAUGCCACAGGUGGCACCAUCGAGGCCUUCAACAGCAUCAUCUCAAAGUUCCAGGGCAAGUGGGCUGAUGGUGCUACCGAGGCCAAGACUCUUGCCGGAACUCUGCAGGACAAGUACGCUGAGUACUACGUCAAGGUUUUCAACAAGAUUGGCGCCAACUCGGGUUACGCUGCGAAGGAACUCAAGCGCCUUCAGGGUUUGAUUGCCAAGGGUAACUUGGCACCCGAGAAGAUGGACGAUCUCGUCAGCAGGAGCAACAUCUUGAGCAAGUUCAUCGCAGAUGAUUCAGAGGAGAAGAACGAGCUGUAA
Molecule: messenger RNA, 1123 nt
Organism: Pyrenophora tritici-repentis Pt-1C-BFP
Lineage: Eukaryota; Fungi; Ascomycota; Dothideomycetes; Pleosporales; Pleosporaceae
Source: RefSeq, a predicted model, not a curated record